Cinara cedri is the source of this 306-nucleotide messenger RNA. The record is from the annotation of a GenBank genome assembly. NCBI's taxonomy places the organism in Eukaryota, Metazoa, Arthropoda, Insecta, Hemiptera, Aphididae.
GCAAUAGAGAAAUUAUCUCAUUUUUAUAUGCAUGAAUCUUGCGGACAAUGCACGCCAUGUCGUGAAGGUGCUGGUUGGAUGUGGAGAAUUAUGAAAAGGAUGGUAACGGGAAAUAUUCAGUCUGGUGAAAUAGACAAAUUGCUUGAUCUUACAACUCAAGUAGAAGGACACACAAUCUGUGCAUUGGGAGAUGCUGCAGCUUGGGCAAUUCAAGGGCUAAUAAGACAUUUUCGCGAUGUCAUCGAAGAUAGAAUUUUACAAUGUUCUGAUAGGUGAUCAUGUAUACAAGAGCAAAUAAAUGAAAAU